Ustilago hordei is the source of this 597-nucleotide messenger RNA. RefSeq lists its product as uncharacterized. The record is from RefSeq and is a predicted model, not a curated record. NCBI's taxonomy places the organism in Eukaryota, Fungi, Basidiomycota, Ustilaginomycetes, Ustilaginales, Ustilaginaceae. Bases 1 to 597 code for a protein of 198 amino acids. The transcript has a single exon.
AUGGUCCACACCCUGACAAAGGCACCCAACAAUGAGGAGACCAAUGACAAACUGAAGGCCAGGUACCCAGUCCUGGUGGGAAAACUUUUAUGGAUCUCAAACACCAUCCAGCCAGACAUCACAUAUGCAGUCAACACCCUGGCCCACCACAUGUCCAAACCCACCAAAAGGGCCAUGCAAGUGGCUCUGCAGGUGGUGAAAUACCUGAAUCAAACACAAGAUGAGGUUCUGAGACUUGGCAGCAAAAAUGAAGACAAGCCACCCAUCACUGCCUACAUGGACUCAAACUGGGCCUCCAACCCAAAUACAAACAGGAGGAGCACAUCAGGCUCAAUUGUAAAGGUUUUUGGCAGUAUGGUGACCUGGAGUUCCCACAUCCAGAAAUGUGUCUUGGACUUGGCUGUCAAAGUGGAGUAUGUGGCAGGAUUGGCAGCUACAUGUGAGGUCCUCUUCCAUUGGCAUCUGCUACAAGGGCUUGGUUUCAGAGACCACAUGCCAAUUGUCUUCAUGGACAACACCAGAUGCAUCCAAGUUGCAAAGGACCAGGUGCUACAUUCAAGACUCAAGCACAUCAACACCAAGUAUCAUCUCAUCUGA